AUGUCUGGGGGACCAGGAUUCAUCGAUCUGAACGCUCGCCCACCAGUCCCUCCCCCGGUGCCCGGUGCCCCUCCGCACCAGGGAGGCCCACGGCCAAACAUGGGGCAACCCAGCGCUCAGGCAAGGAUGCAUCACCAACAGCAAGUCGGAGGCAUGCCUAUGCAUCAAGCACCCAGGGUAGUCAAUGCCGCUCCGCCACAAGCUCCCCAAUUUCCCCAGCAGCACUCGCUACACUCUCCUGUGGAGGUGGUGGACAUUCGGAUGGAGAGGAUGUCCAGCAGCCAGGCCCGGGAGAUGCUGUCUGAGUACCAUGUAUAUCGCUUCGAGAAGAUCAUGGACCAGGACCGAUUCGACAACGAAGGCAAACCGUUGCCGCCUAACUGGCAACAAGUCCACAGAAGUCAGGAGAACGACCCCAAAGUGGAGGUGCUGCGGCAGAUAGCACGCCUCAACAAGAAACACACCUUGUCAGAGAAGAAAAAGGAGCUCAAUGCUGAUCAGCUCUACAACAUCGACAAGACCCUUGAUCAGCUCAAGUCUCGGCUGAGAAAUCCGGACCUGGAAGUCAAGCUGGUACAGCUUGAUGACCAACUCAAACCGUUUGUGGAGAAUGGUCGCUAUAAUGAGAAAGGAAAACGCGACGAGAAAGACAAGGACAAGAAGAACAAGAACAAGAAGUCGAAACACAACACUUCCAAGACCAAGCUGUCUUGGGAAAAGAAGCCGAAAUGGCAGCGCGUAGCCAUCAUCGCCUACUACAAGAUUGGCCCGAAGCCCGAGGUCGACGCACUCGCCUUUCUAGCGCGCCAACAGCAAGAGCAGCGGAUGGCUCACCAGGUGGCCCAGGACCAACGCCGGUUCCAACAGCAGAUGCAGCGAGAACAGCAAGAACAUCAACUGCGAGAUGCACAGAAUCAGCGGAACUUUCCGCCGCCGCACUUCCAGCAAGGGCAGCAUCGUCCUGGCCCACACGGACCUGCCGGUGGCCACCAUGGGCCUGGCCAUCAUCCCCGUGGACCGACACCCAUCCAGGUCAUACAUGAGGACCAUAGCGAUUCAGGUAGCUCUGAUGAGUCGGGUUCCGACAGUGAUUCGUGUUCGUCGAUGUCAACCGAAGUGACCAGGCCAUCAUCCAAGUCCAACUCUACCGGUCGUCGCUAUCGUAGGAAGCCUCGCUACAUCGAGGAGACAUACAAGCCACGGCACUUUGGCAAGCACAAAGGAGCCCAUCGGAGGCACACCAUGUAUGGCGGCAGCGAAUACACCAUCGAGCCCGGCGUAAGCACUGCCUUGCGCGACCCCCGCAGCUCGACUGUGUCGAGUGGAGUGUCCUCUGCCAGAGUCCAGGAGAUACGACAGAACGCCUAUGCCGCUGGCAUCGCGGACGGAAAGACUGAAGCGCGCAUUGAGGCGCAGAGGAUCGACGACCUCGUGGAGAGGCGAGUAGCGCGUGAGAUCCCACGUGCUGCCCGUGUGAUACAGUCCCCAGUCGUGGUUGACGACCGUGACCGGAUUGUCGAAGACUUCCAGCGGGUGCACAUCGUCGACACAGAGCCAACGACGAGGUAUCGGCAUGUCCCAAGGAACUUUGACGAGCUCGAUGAUCUGGACUCGCUCAGGGGAGUACCUAUCCCGCGCCGACCGGUGUACGAGACACACAGGGGACCCGAGGUGCGCUCGCGGCCGUGGGAGGCGCUGCACAGAGAUGCAUCGCGGUACAUGGACUCCCAAGAGUCACCCAUCCUGGCCCCAGAGAACCCUUUCACUCCACUGGCGCCGAGGAGGGAGGGCGGCCAAUACCGCCAUCGAUACCCAUGA
Thyridium curvatum is the source of this 1818-nucleotide messenger RNA. RefSeq lists its product as uncharacterized. The record is from RefSeq and is a predicted model, not a curated record. The transcript has a single exon. Lineage: Eukaryota; Fungi; Ascomycota; Sordariomycetes; Thyridiales; Thyridiaceae. The coding region runs from base 1 to 1818 and encodes 605 amino acids.